Lingula anatina is the source of this 2341-nucleotide messenger RNA. RefSeq lists its product as uncharacterized. Gene Ontology annotation, molecular function: double-stranded DNA binding. NCBI's taxonomy places the organism in Eukaryota, Metazoa, Brachiopoda, Lingulata, Lingulida, Lingulidae. Gene Ontology annotation, cellular component: transverse filament; central element; synaptonemal complex. Gene Ontology annotation, biological process: chiasma assembly; synaptonemal complex assembly; lateral element assembly. The record is from RefSeq and is a predicted model, not a curated record.
UCAGCUAUCACUGAAGGAGGAAGAACUGAUAAAGGUGAAAUGUGAAUUAAAAGAUAGCAUGGCACGAGAAGGAAAUUCUUCAAAACUGAUACAGUCACUGGAAAAUCAGCUUGAAUCCUCCAGCUCUGAAAACAGUGAACAAGCAGGUCAUAUAAGUGUUUUGAAAAGGGAAAAGCAGUCACUAGAAAAAGAAUUGACAAGUUGUAAAAAGGAAAUCGCCAAUCUGAAGAAGGAUUUGGAGAAGAAUGCAAGGAAGGCAACAGGAAUUGAGAAUGAUCUGCUUAAAACCAUUGAAGAAAACAAAGAAAUAUGGAGCAUGAAUGAAACUCUUAAAAAGGCAGUAGAAGAGAAGAAUGAAGAAAUAAUGAAGAUUAAGGAUGAGACAGCAAAAAUGAGUGAUGAGUUCGAGUCAGCACUAGACAACAGAUCAAAAGAAUCUUCAGAUUUGGAAUCAAGGCUCAAGUCUUCUCGAGAUGAUCUUGUCAAGAAAAACAAACAUAUAAAAGAACUAGAGAAAGAGAUAAAAAAUCUGAAAUCUAAGCUGACCACACAAACCAAACUCAAUAGCACAUUUGAAGGAGAAAUUGCAAAAAAGAAUGAAGCAAUUAAAACCACUGAAGAAGAAAAAGUUUUGUUAAAAGCAGACUUGGAAAAUGUUCAAAAAGAGAUGCUGUGGAUGAAAGAAGGAUUUGAAAAUAUGAAGCAAGAAUGUGAGGAGCUAAAGAAGACAACAAAUGAUGCCAUUAAAGAUAAAAAAGUUGCUCAAAUGGAUUUUGAUAGGCAGCUUAAAGAAAUGAUGGGAACCUUAGAAAAAUACCAAAAAGAUAAUGAAAAAAUCAUUACCAAAAAGGACAAAGAAAUAGGACAGCUCAAGCAGAAGAUGCAGAAACAGCAAGAUACUAAAAAACAGGAACAGUUGGACUUAAAAGAAAUAAACAAAGCCCUUGAAGAUACCAGGAAGCAACUGGAUGCUGUUGAAGAGGAAAAGCAAAAAUUCAUGAAGGCAGCUGAAGAACAGACAAUAGAAAUUAAGUGCUUAGCAGAUAAUGUCAGAGAAAAGAAAACAGAAAUACAAACUUUGCAGACCACUAUCAAAGAUUUACAACAAGAGUUGGAGAAACUGAAAGAGCCAAGUCUUAUUGAAGUUAUGGAUGCAUCUAUACCUGUGGUGCCCCAAACACCAAAAGUUCCAAAAAUUGUGGAUAGUGUUACUAACAUGGCAAAAACUCCAAAGCCCACCGUAACACCUCGAAAGGGCAUUCAGAUUGUCCCAGCAACACUCACUCCUAAGAAAAGCUCUGUAAAACCAGGAAGUGGUGGAUCUAAAAGAAAAGUUAUUUUUGCUUCAGAGGAGGAUGAUAGAGGAUCAUCUUCAGAUUCCUCAACCUCAGAACUUAUGGAAUUAGAGGUGAUAUACAAGUAUACGUAUUUUGGAUGUGACCAUGAAAUAGACAAGGAAAUCGCACAGCAGGAAGCACUACCUGGAGUGCAAAUCCUCGAUAACCCCAUCACAAUAAGUGAAGUGAAAAAUGCAAUAAAGAAACUUAAGAAUGGAAAAGCCCCAGGUGAAGAUGUGAUCUCCAAUGAAAUGUUGAAAACAGGCGGACAUCUCAGGCGGGAUCAAACUCUCGAUAAGCUUCAGAGAAGGUACUAUUGGCGUAAUAUGGUCGAGGAUGUUAGAACAUUCAUAGCCUGCUGCGCAAUUUGCCAGAUGGCAACACACAAAAAUAAACAAUCUGAUCCACCUCUUCAACCAAUACCAGUCACAACGCCAGAAGCCUGGAAUAUGAUUGGAAUAGAUUUGAUUGGCCCGCUGAAGGAGACCACUAAUAACAAUUUGUACAUCUGCACUGUGGCUUGUUACUAUUCAAAGAUGGCACAUGUCCGUUCAUUGCAAUCUAAAGAGGCAACUGGUGUUGCAAAUUUUUUGCUUGAUUUGUUUUUGGUAGAUCCUAUUCUCCCCUCUGAUAUCAACAGACAAGAUGACGAACAACACGUUGAGCCAACUGAGGAAGACUAUGAGGAUAUCACUGAAAGAGUUACAAGAGUGAGAUCGUCUGUUGGGAAUGAGGAUAUAAAAAACAUACAAAAAGCGCAGGACAGACAAAAGAAAAAUUAUGAUGCACGUCUUAAAACGCAAAAGGGAUUAAGGGUGAAGCUUGAUACAGCAAUGUCAGUGAUCACUGCUACAGCAGUAUUGCACAACAUAGCAAUCGAUCUGAAAGAGCAAGAUUUCGGUGAAGAGGAGGAGGAACAAGAAAACCUGAUCAAUCUUAAUGAUGAUGAUGAUGUCAUGGGUACUGCCGUCAGACAAACAAUUGUUGAACAGUAUUUUCAAUAG